GCGGGAGCGGGUCCUACAGCCACGCCGGCGGCGCGCGCCGGGGCGGGCGCAGAGCCGGCGGCGCCUCUGGCUCGCGCUUCUCCCUCCGCCAACCGGCGGCUCGCGCGCUCGGGCUCGUCGAUGGGGCUGAGCGGCGGCUGCUGAGGAGGGGACGAGGGGACGGACGGACGGACGGACGGAGGGACGGACGGGCAGCGGGAGCCGGUGCCAGCCGCCAUGCAGCAGGUCCUGGAUAACCUUACUGAUCUGCCGACAUCCACAGGCGCUGAAGAGAUAGACCUGAUUUUUCUUAAAGGAAUUAUGGAAAACCCUAUUGUAAGGUCACUUGCUAAGGCUCAUGAGCGACUGGAAGAUUCUAAACUUGAGGCUGUCAGUGACAACAACCUGGAGCUGGUGAAUGAAAUUCUUGAAGACAUCAGUCCCUUAGUAAAUAAAGAUGAAAAUAUUGCGGAAUUGGUUGGAAUACUCAAGGAGCCUCAUUUUCAGUCACUCUUAGAAGCACAUGAUAUUGUGGCUUCAAAAUGUUACGAUUCCCCUCCUUCUAGCCCAGAAGUCAAUAAUUCUUCAGUGAACAACCAGAUUGUUCCAGUAGAUGCUAUUCGUAUCCUUGGAAUUCACAAAAGAGCAGGAGAACCACUGGGUGUUACGUUUAGAGUUGAGAACAAUGAUCUGGUAAUAGCACGAAUUCUUCACGGUGGAAUGAUAGAUCGACAAGGUCUUCUGCAUGUAGGUGACAUUAUUAAAGAGGUGAAUGGCCAUGAGGUUGGAAACAAUCCAAAAGAAUUGCAGGAACUGCUGAAAAAUAUUAGUGGCAGCGUCACUCUGAAGAUUCUCCCCAGCUACAGAGACACUGUCAUUCCUCAACAGGUUUUUGUGAAGUGUCAUUUUGAUUAUAAUCCAUAUAAUGACAACCUCAUCCCAUGCAAAGAAGCAGGUUUGAAAUUUUCUAAAGGAGAAAUUCUUCAGAUUGUAAACCGGGAAGAUCCAAAUUGGUGGCAGGCUAGUCAUGUCAAAGAAGGAGGAAGUGCAGGGCUUAUUCCCAGCCAGUUCCUGGAAGAGAAGAGAAAGGCCUUUGUGAGGAGGGACUGGGACAAUUCAGGGCCUUUCUGUGGAACAAUAAGCAGCAAAAAAAAGAAAAAGAUGAUGUAUCUCACUACAAGAAAUGCAGAAUUUGAUCGUCAUGAAAUCCAGAUCUAUGAGGAAGUAGCCAAAAUGCCUCCUUUUCAGAGGAAAACAUUGGUCUUAAUUGGGGCCCAAGGAGUGGGGCGAAGAAGUUUGAAGAACAGGUUUAUAGUACUGAAUCCUACUAGGUUUGGAACCACAGUGCCAUUUACCUCACGAAAGCCCAGGGAUGAUGAAAAGGAUGGGCAAGCGUACAGAUUCGUGUCACGAGCUGAAAUGGAGAUGGAUAUUAAAGCUGGCAGAUAUUUAGAGCACGGAGAAUAUGAAGGAAAUCUUUAUGGCACUAAAAUUGAUUCCAUCCUUGAAGUUGUUCAGACAGGAAGGACCUGCAUCUUGGACGUGAAUCCACAGGCCCUGAAGAUACUGAGGACUUCCGAAUUCAUGCCCUAUGUGGUGUUUAUUGCUGCUCCGGAGUUGGAGACUCUGCGUGCUAUGCACAAGGCUGUGGUAGAUGCUGGAAUUACAACCAAACUGCUCACUGACACUGAUUUGAAGAAAACAGUGGAUGAAAGCGCACGGAUCCAGAGAGCGUACAACCACUAUUUUGAUCUGACCAUUGUAAAUGACAACCUAGACAAAGCCUUCGAGAAGCUGCAGACUGCUAUCGAGAGGCUGAGGCUGGAACCGCAGUGGGUCCCCAUUAGUUGGGUGUAUUGAGGUUUCCCAGGAGGAGCUCAAGUAACAAAUAAAUUCAACUGCAGCAAGACGCUGAAGUGACAUUGUGUAGAUACCGGCGAUGACUACGGCACCUGUGCAUUUUUACUCUGUGUAUAUUCCAAAGUACACUGUUCUGAAUUUUUAUAGAAAUGCUGAAGGGAAAGUGUACUUAAAUAUGUAAUUUAUUUUAAUUUUUCUAACUUUUUACAGAUAACCUUUCUAUUCAUAUCACAUGAAGGAAAUGCGUUUAAGCAUUUUUCUAUGUUUUGAUUUAGUACCUUUGCCUUUUUCAUCUAAGAAACUUUCAGUCAUUCACUUCAACAUUUACAUCUUGGUCUUACAUUUUCACUGUGAUUAAAAAAAGGAUACUUGAAAUAAUAUUUUGUAAACCUUGUUAACGUCAGUGUUCAACCAGUCAAAAGUCUAUAGCUCUUAUUAGGAAAGAACUCUAAUUUCUUUGUUUGGGGUUGGUUUUUUUUUCCUUAAAAAAUAGUAACUUCAUGGGAGCAGAAUUUUAAGUAUUAAAAGCAGCAACAAACACACAGCUCCAUUGCUCCAGCUUCUUUCGGCUUAAUGUUGGUGCAUUCUUGAUGUUUCACAAAUUCUUGCUGUCUCUUGAUUUCGACAACUGUCGUGUAGGUUCCCUUACACGUGUCUCUUCAAAUAACGUAAAGCAAUACCGUGCAAGCUGCUUAUGAGGCUGUUCUGGAGAGCCAGCCUGUUAGCCUGUUAUGGCUGAAGGACUGACGUUAAAAGCUGGUACACAGGGUAACGCCGUGCAAUUGGAAUAAUGGGGAAGUAGCCUGAGAGGGAAUUCGAUAACGUGGAGCCUUGUAGAGUGAAGCUUAACGUUUAGGAGUAUUUAUUCACGUUGUGAAAACACAUUGCUUAAAAAGGAAGAAAAAAAAAGG
Messenger RNA from Strigops habroptila (Kakapo), 2750 nucleotides. RefSeq names its product membrane palmitoylated protein 6 (gene PALS2). NCBI's taxonomy places the organism in Eukaryota, Metazoa, Chordata, Aves, Psittaciformes, Psittacidae. The record is from RefSeq and is a predicted model, not a curated record. Gene Ontology annotation, molecular function: protein binding. The transcript is spliced from 12 exons. Bases 217 to 1839 code for a protein of 540 amino acids. Gene Ontology annotation, cellular component: plasma membrane; cell-cell junction.